AUGAACGGCUUUCUCGGGGUGCUCGAUACGGCAGUCAGCCGUGUUGAAUCCUUCAUGCUGGCAUUCGGCGUUCUUUUGAUGGCAGCCAACACGGUCAUCAAUGUCGUUGGUCGGUUCGUGUUUCAGCACAGCUUGUUUUUUUCAGAAGAACUGAACCGGAUUCUGAUCAUCCUGAUCACGUUUGCAGGCAUCAGUUACGCCGCGCGACAGGGUCGCCACAUCCGGAUGUCGGCGAUCUUCGACAUGAUGCCUGCGCGCAUCCGAAAGGUCAUGAUGAUCCUGAUCGCCUGCGUCACCUCACUGGCAAUGUUCGCGCUCUGCAUUUUCGCGAUCCGAUACAUCACCAGCGUUGCGGCCUCGGGCCGGGUUCUUCCCGCAUUGGCCAUUCCGGUCUUCUGGAUUUUUCUAUGGGUACCUGUCGGGUUUUUCAUGACCGGCGUCCAGUACGCGCUGACCGCGGUCAAGAACAUUUUCGACAAGGAUAUCUACCUCUCGACCCAGGUGCUUGAGGGUUACGAAGACGACGAGUUCGAAGUCUAG
This is a messenger RNA of Effrenium voratum, 540 nucleotides long. NCBI's taxonomy places the organism in Eukaryota, Dinophyceae, Suessiales, Symbiodiniaceae. The record is from the annotation of a GenBank genome assembly.